AAUGGAAUUUGUUGAGUUAAUAUCAAUACCCCGUGUGGACAAUGUAGUGCUAACUGACAAAACAAAAGAAAGGACUAAACAGUGCAAAAUAGAAGGUACAUUAUGCAUUAGUGGACAUCAUCUUAUUCUUUCAGACAGACAAAAAGGCAAUGAACAAGAGUUAUGGCUUUUAUAUCGCAACAUCGAUGCAAUGGAGAAAAAGGGCAACAACCAAAUUCCUGGAGGUAGCAUAAUAUUAAAAUGCAAGGAUUUUCAUAUUUAUCAACUAGACUUUACUUCUACAAAUGAAUUAGUGAAAGUAGCGCAAACUAUAGAAAAAUUAUCUUGCUUGGAUCAAACAAUGCAAUAUCCAUUUUUCUACAGACCACAAUUAUUUACUAAUUCAAAAGUACAAAUGGAAGAUGGAUGGAAAUUAUUUCCACCUCUUUCUGAGUGGACAGAAUUAUUAGUAAUUAAAGGAGAUGAAUGGCGUAUUAGUCAUUUAAAUAAAGAUUACAAAGUUUGUAAUUCAUAUCCUGCAGCUAUUAUAGUACCUAAAAAUAUAGAAGAUGAAAUUAUAGUUUCAUCAGCUAAUUUUAGAGAUAGUGGAAGAUUCCCAGUACUGUGUUACAGACAUAAUGGAGGGGGUAUUUUAAUUAGAAGUAGUCAACCAAUGUGCGGACCCACAGGAAAAAGAUGCAAAGGCGAUGAAAUGCUACUGAAUGCAUACUUAAGACCAGGAAAAAGAGGAGUUAUUGUAGAUACUAGAAGUUUCUCACAAGCACAGAAUGCAAAAACAAAAGGUGGAGGUACUGAAAUUGAUUCUGCUUAUCCGCAAUGGCUCAAAUCGCACAAAUCAAUUCCAAGAACUACUGAUUUAUUAGAAAGUUUUUCAAAGUUAAUGGAAGUAUGUAAUGAUAUUAGCUGUUCUACCUCACAGUGGCUAUCCAAACUAGAUAAUAGCAAAUGGCUAUCAGCAGUUCAAGAUGCCAUGAAUACAGCGUGUGUGACAGCUCAAUGUCUUGAACAAGAACGGACAGCUGUCUUAGUUCAUGGUGGUACCGGACGUGAUCUCACGCUAGUAGUAACCAGUUUAGUGCAAGUAAUUUUGAAUCCAGAUAGCCGAACAAUCAGAGGCUUGCAAGCUUUGAUAGAGCGCGAAUGGUUGCAAGCUGGUCACCCGUUCUAUACUAGAACUCGUCACGGAGCCUAUUACACUUACACUCAAAACUCGUCGGAUGCUCCAACGUUCUUACUCUUUCUAGACUGUCUUUACCAGUUACAUUUCCAAUUUCAGAUGAGCUUUGAGUAUACAACUGAACUACUUACUGAAAUCUUCAAACAUGAGUAUUCUUCAAACUAUGGCACGUUUCUAGGUGAUUCGGAAUGCGAGAGAAGUCGUCUUAAAGUACAAGAGCGUACUUGUAGCUUAUGGUCAUACAUGAACCAACCAAAUGUAUUAGAGAAGUAUACAAAUCUGCUAUACGAAUCUAAUCCUGGCAUAAUCUGGCCGAGUGUAGCACCUGUGAGCAUCGAACUCUGGCGUGAACUUUACCUGGGACACAAUGCCGCUGCAUCCUGGGAUGGUCUACUUUGUUGCGCCGUUGAGAUCAAAGAAAAACAUCAAUCGAUAAAACGCGUUGCUGCCGAAUUACACCAGUUAAUCCGACAGGUGCUCGAAGAGUUCAAUCUGUUGUCCGAGAAUAAUUCCUCUUCGGCCAGUACUUGCGCCAACAAUACUUCCGAGUUCUCACUGCAGGAGGAAGUGAUUCACACGAAAUUCGCGCAACUCAGCAUGGAACAGACACAGGGCACUUGAUACAGUCUCGAUCUUUACUUGUCUGCCAGUGCAAAUUAAAACGGUUAUUUCACGGGAGUCAUAGAAAAUAUAUUUUAUUUUUGAAUUCAUAAAUUUUUAUUUUUUUUUUAAUUUCAGUACUUUUUUAUUCAAUAGUGCUGAUAUAUUUUUCCAUUUAGACGCAAUUCUGGCUGUGCAAUCAUUAUGAUUUAUUGGUUUAACUUGCCGAAGUUGUUAAUAGUUUUAGUUUCAGAUUUGCCGACACUAAGCAAUGUACAAUAUUAUACUCUCAAAGUUUAUUUAAAUUUUAUUUUGUUUUUCAUAAUAAUAUAAAUUUUAACUUUAGAAAAUCUUUAUUUGAAUAUCUGUUCAGUUAAGAUAAAAUUAUAAUGUUGUAAAGGCCUUUUACUUCCAACAAAUGAAAAAUACUGACUAACUAUAAUAAUAACCAUCAUUUGCAUUUGAAUAGUUUUUAUUACCAGUACGUAUCAAUGAAAAAAUUAUAUUCUAUACUAAAAUUUAUUUACAAAAUAAAUGCAUUUAGUUAUUGAAAAAUACUCCUAUACAAUGCGAGCGUUAUUGAUUGGUUCUAUAUUCUCACGUGAUCGAACAGAGUGCUUAUACAAACAAUCGCAAAUUAUAUUUAACACAUAUAAAUUAAAACCAUGCUGUGUACAAUAUUAUCGCGGUAUAAUAAUAUUUUUAGUAAUAAGUGAAUGCAUUGAAAAAAGAUGCACAUGCAAACUAUCAUUGUAUUUAUAAUGAACAAAUGCUUCGUUACUAAUAACAACGCGAAACCUUUCUGUAAAAAAUUAUAAAAAAAUUGUUAUGUUUUAGUAGGAAUUUUUUUGAUAUACAUAUGAUUCUUUAAAGAUUUUGACUAGCCAUAGAAUUAUUUUUUAAUAGUAACUUAAAAUUAUUUGUUAAGUGAGAUCCCAUCAAAGAAUUAAUUUUACUUCAUUUUAUUGUAUUAUAAAAAUAAUUUUUAAUAAGAAAAGAUGGUAGUAGAAUAAGUAUAAGACCUUAGAUAAUUAUUUAGACGAAAGAAGGGUCGUCUUUGCUCUCUAUAAUCAACAAAGUGAAAAUCUAAUAAAAACUAUGUAUUUAUGACGUUAAGUUUCACGCACAGGCGCUUCGAGUACCAUGAUUUACGAUCUCUUAUAUGAUCAUACGGUUAUGAAACGUCUUUGACAAUUAUUUCCAUGUCUUAUAUCUUUGCGCAAAGAGCUGCUGUAGCAUAUACUUGUAUAAAAAUUUAUUUUGUAUCGUGAAAAUAAACGCGCACCUAAGCGUGCGCAUCAAUCAGAAA
Messenger RNA from Phymastichus coffea, 3086 nucleotides. RefSeq names its product myotubularin-related protein 9. The record is from RefSeq and is a predicted model, not a curated record. Gene Ontology annotation, biological process: negative regulation of autophagy. Bases 2 to 1798 code for a protein of 598 amino acids. The transcript is spliced from 7 exons. Lineage: Eukaryota; Metazoa; Arthropoda; Insecta; Hymenoptera; Eulophidae.